This is a messenger RNA of Colletotrichum godetiae, 1959 nucleotides long. RefSeq lists its product as uncharacterized. Gene Ontology annotation, cellular component: nucleus; RNA polymerase II transcription regulator complex. Gene Ontology annotation, biological process: regulation of DNA-templated transcription. Lineage: Eukaryota; Fungi; Ascomycota; Sordariomycetes; Glomerellales; Glomerellaceae. The coding region runs from base 1 to 1959 and encodes 652 amino acids. The record is from RefSeq and is a predicted model, not a curated record. Gene Ontology annotation, molecular function: DNA-binding transcription activator activity, RNA polymerase II-specific; transcription cis-regulatory region binding. The transcript has a single exon.
AUGAUGGCCGCCUCAGGUGUUUCCACCACUAUUCCCUCCUCAUCCGCCACCUCUCCCUCCUCCCACAAUCAGACGUCGCAGCAGCAACACUCGUCGUCGGCCUUUUCUCCCGUCACCUCACCUCCCGCGACCGACGCCCGAAGCGUUUAUUCCGCUGCUUCUCGCUCCAACUCGGUCGUCUCGACGCCCGUUUCCGCUGCAUCGCCUGCCGCGAGCACUCCCGGCGGUGCUCCCACACCAAAUCCGAGCGGACCGACAAAUGCCUCCCACGCCCCGCACCAACUACCUGCCAUCAGACCGAACGCUGCACAACAACAACCCAUCUCAGCCAGGCCGCCUCAGGUCGUGAACAAAAUGUCCAUGGCCUCCGUAAUCAGUCCCCCGCCCGUCACCGAGGCCCCCAAGAUGUCCAUGACCACCAAGGAAUGGGUCAUCCCUCCCAGGCCGAAGCCCGGCCGCAAGCCUGCCACCGAUACGCCACCCACCAAGCGCAAGGCCCAGAACCGUGCCGCCCAGAGGGCUUUCCGUGAGCGUAGGGCCGCCAGAGUUGGCGAGCUCGAGGAGCAGCUCGACGAAAUCCGUGAUGGUCACGAAAAGGUCGAAAAAGACCUCAAGGACAAGGUCCACGGUCUUGAGAUGGAGCUGCAAUCUUUCAAAUCCCGGUGCCUCGUGCUCGAAAACAUGUUGGAUCGCGAGAGAAAGGACCGCGUCAAAGCCGAGUCCGAACUCGAAAGCCAGAAGAGACGUUGGAACGAGCAGCAGGCCGCGGCCCCGAGACGUCUGCCUUCUCCCCAACGCCGAGGCUCCCAAAUCGCUCACCACGAGCAUCCCCCCACCCCAUCGGCUGGCCACUCAAACCAGCCCUUUUCCAUCUCACAGAUCGUCUCCCCCCAAGACUCAACCCACAUGGAAGACUCGCCUGCCCCGUUUGGAUGCGGGUCAUGCGGCCCUGAAGGCUGCUCCUGCGCCAACGAAAUUCUUGCCGAUACCGUCACAGGAUGUGGCGGCUGCACUCUCGGAGGUCGAUGCCAGUGCCUUGAAGACACCAUCAAAAGCGCCAUCAUCUCGGAUCUAAAGAGGAGCCACUCGCCCUCGGCGCCGGCUUCCACCGAGAAGCGUGCCCGUGUCGAGCCCACUCCACCCGAGGAGGAGACGGAGAUUGACUUCACCGCCAUGUUCUCCAAGAAGGCACCAGUGCAGCAGGUGCAACAGGUGCCGCAGCAUCAGCAGGCGAACCUUGCCAUUGUGCAGCCUCAGCCCCAGCUCCCUCCCGUGGCCUUCAAGGACUCGUGUGGGUUUUGUAAGGACGGAAGCUACUGCCUCUGCGCCGACACUUCCAUGUCGCUUGGCCCGCCCGCCACUACCCCUUACGGACCUCCUCCCGCCUAUUCCCAGCAGGUUCAGACUCCCCCUCCCUCAGAGAACGAUGCCGUCCCUCCCCCUAUGCCCAUGGAGAUCGACGCCGACGGCGCCGUCAAGCUCCGUCCCCGUCCCCAGACCGUCCAGCCUGUCGCUCCCGUCUCCCGCGGCUGUGGCCCCAAGGGCCCCGGAUCUUGCGCUCAGUGCCUCGCCGACCCAAAGUCGGGUCUCUUCUGCCGCGCCCUGUCCGCCAACUUUGAGCGCAGCGGAGGAAGCAGCUCCGGAGGCGGCGGAUGCUGCGGCGGUGCCGGUGCUGGAGGCGGAUGCUGCAAGUCCGAGUCCGCGCCGCCACCCCGUCUCCCGGCAAAGGGACGCCUCGGCCUGAGCCUGAGCUGCGCAGAAGCCUACCAGACCCUCUCCAGCCAUCGCAACUUUGAAAAGGCCGCCGACGACAUUGGCUCUUGGCUUCCCAAGCUUCGCGCCGCGCCGAAGCCGGGCCAGACGCUGCCUUCGCCCUCCCGUCUGCCCAUCGAGGUCGAGGCGGCGAGUAUCAUGAGCGUGCUCAAGGAUUUUGACAUUCGCUUUGGCAGAGGCCAGUAA